AUGGCUUCCACGAACGACAUUCGCGAUAUCAUGAAUCUGGGCCAGGCAGGGCCCCGUCAGCCUGCGCCCAAGAAGAAAAAACAUGUUGAUCCUCACUCGCGCGUCACCGGUGUAAAGCGAGAAGUACAAGCUCUCAUGGGCGAUUCGGUCCCUCCCAUCGCCAUCGUCGAACAACGCUCCUACAAAUCGAGACCGUCCAUCUCCCAGAAAUUGUUCAAGCCGCGUCACUGGGAGGAGAGACCAUUUGUGCAUGGUGGGAGGACUGACGGAUUGGUGCUGAGACACUGGAAACGGUCCAUCCCCGGCUCGAACGCCCGCACGCCAGUUGUUACGAAUGGCUCGGCGGAUGUAGAAAUGACAGAUGAAUCAAAGGCAUCCCCCGCUGCGCAAGAAUUACAGUUUGAAGAAGAGUACCCGUCAAACAAGUGGAACGUCAAGGUCCAGAUACCCGCCUACACGGAUGAGCAGUAUGAGAACAUGCUAAAGUCAGAGGACUGGACGCGGCAGGAGACCGAUUAUCUCAUGGACCUGUGCCGGGACUACGACUUGAGAUGGAUUGUUAUCGGCGAUAGAUACAACCCACAUGAUAUUCAAGCUCCCCAACCGCCGGUUCAAGAUGGAGAGGCUAAUGCAAGUGGCAGCGAACUUGUGGUGAAACCUCAUUUUCCCCAGCGUUCUAUGGAAGCCCUCAAGCAACGAUACUAUGCCAUUGCCGCAAAGCUUAUGGAAGCGCAAACUCCAGCAAGCACAAUGACUCAGGCUGAAUUUCAACUCUGGGAGAAGAUGCGCAAUUUUGAUGCAAAGACUGAAACAAUGAGGAAAGCGAUGGCGGAGAAACUAUUCGAACGCACCAAAGACGAAGCCGAUGAGGAGCGAAUUCUUCUCGAAGAACUCCACCGAAUCACUAAGAACGAGGACGACUUCAUCAAAAUGAGACGGGAUCUGUAUGCGAGACUCGAACCUGUGGCGCCUAUUAGAAGAACCGAAAGGGGAGAGGAACAGUCUACCGCCAUGUAUCAAACUUCCGGAGGACUUUCUAUGUUACUGCAGAGCCUUCUCGCCAAAGAGAAGAGGCUGAAGCGGCCGCCAGUUCCUGGCAGCAGUGAGACGGGCGCCGCUUCCACUCCCACCGAAUCGCAGAGAUACGAGAAGGGCAGACAUCCACCUCAAUACAACCGACGAGACACAGUCGACACGCAGGCUACCGAUGAUGCGCCCAGCGCACAAAAGAAAGGCUCAACGUCUCAGCCCAGUGUUCGAACCUUGUCGCCUCAAGAGGAGGCACGGUUCGGUGUCUCGCAUCCACAGGAAAGGAUCACAAGCGGCGUGCAGUUCCGCCAUGAGAAGAUCAAUCGCCUCACUAUGGCCAAGAGCCAGACUCAAACAACCAAGAUUCAGGCUGCUUUGACAGAAUUAGGAAUUCCACCUCGAUUGCUUAUGCCCACGGAACGAGUAUGCCGAGAGUUCGAGCGGUUGGUCACCGAGAUCAAUAUGCUGCUAGACUGUAGGAAAGUGAACGAGAAGAUUGCGACCGAGAUCAAGAUUUUGGAGGAGGCCAGGCGGAUUAGGUUGGGAUUGCCAAAAGACGCCGGGCCCGUUGCUCCUUCGGACCCUGUCCAGCCUUCUUUUCCUACGACCGCAGAUGCAAUGGAGGUCGACGAUUCUCAAGUGGCAAACGAUUCAAAGAUUGAAGCCACGAAUGACGGCUCCGUCGCCGUGGUUGAGGAGGACCAGGACGCUGAAGCCGAGGACGAUGUCCCAGCGCAAAAGGCUGAUGAGAAGGGUUCUGGCGCGGGAGAUGUGAAGGACGAGAACGCUGUACCAGCAAGCAAACAAGCAGAUGAAGCAGAAGCAAACGCAGACGCGGCGGCGGAACAGGACACAGCCCAAGAUAACACUUCGAAACAAGUCGAAGAUCAAGAAGAAGAGAGCGAUGAAGCUAAAACAGGUGAAGAUAACGACGACGAGGACGAGGAGCAGAAUGAAGAAGGUGUUACGGGUGUCGACGAAGAGGAUGAGGAAGAUGACGACGAUGCCGAAGAAGGUGGAGAGGAUGGUCAAGCUGAUAUUGAUGAAGACGAAGAGGAUGAAGAUGGCGAGGUUACUGGGACACCGCAGAAUGAGAGCGAUGCGGACGAGGAUGGGGAUGAGGAUGAGGAUGAAGAGCCAGAUGUGGAGGCAGAGUCUGACGAGGAAGCAAACGACGACGAGGGCGAUGCGGACUCGGACAAUGAAGCCGAAAUUGACAAUCAAGACGAAGAAGACAAGGACGAGGAAGAAGACGAAGACGAAGACGAUGAUGGGCCCGCCGCAGCAGGGGCCGACGACUCGGAUGAUGAUGAUGACGAUGCUGAGGAGGAGCAGGAAGAGCAGCAACCAGACGAAGAACCUGCAGCUCUCAGUGUUCCGGCACGCGCCCACAAGCGCUCUGCCAGCGUCAUAUCUGCCGCGAGUCGCGCAGGAAGCAAUCGAAGUGGGAUUGGGAGGAAGAAGAGACGGUGA
Fonsecaea nubica is the source of this 2502-nucleotide messenger RNA. RefSeq lists its product as hypothetical. The transcript has a single exon. Bases 1 to 2502 code for a protein of 833 amino acids. NCBI's taxonomy places the organism in Eukaryota, Fungi, Ascomycota, Eurotiomycetes, Chaetothyriales, Herpotrichiellaceae. Gene Ontology annotation, molecular function: transcription corepressor activity. The record is from RefSeq and is a predicted model, not a curated record. Gene Ontology annotation, biological process: negative regulation of transcription by RNA polymerase II; DNA repair; chromatin remodeling. Gene Ontology annotation, cellular component: NuA4 histone acetyltransferase complex; Swr1 complex.